Adineta ricciae is the source of this 711-nucleotide messenger RNA. The record is from the annotation of a GenBank genome assembly. NCBI's taxonomy places the organism in Eukaryota, Metazoa, Rotifera, Eurotatoria, Adinetida, Adinetidae.
AUGAUCUCCGGCAAGAUUAUUUUGAAAUCAGGAACGCAUCUAACGCUCAAUCAAAGAUUCAGUGAAAUUGCCAAGCGCACACCGACACAACCACGUAUCGAGCAGCAAACGAAUGUUAUAAUUCCUAGUUCUAGACAAGAAUUAUUUCGUAAUAAACGACCAGUAGCAUUGAGUAUUGCACAGCGGUUGAAAAAGCGAAGUAUCAACUACCGAAUUGCCGCAAACAUCAAUCGUCAAACGGCAGCAGCGACUUCGGGUAGAGGACGUAUUUUUCAACGUCUUACUCCUUCAAGUCGUCGUCGGGGUCGUGGUGGAAAUCAUUUAGGCGCCAAUGCGUAUUUAUUCGGCGGACAAAAUGGUAUGGGCAUACGUCUUCGUGGACAAGGUCGAAUCGGUGGAACGCGAGCAUUUCGUCCUCGAACACGUGGCUAUUUGAAUAACAAUGCCAUUAGUCGCAUAAGUAACUAUUCAUCACGUGGCAACCGAAAUAAUCGUGGUCGACGAAAUGGCAAUCCGAGCAACAGCAACGGCAACAAGAAUAAUUUCAACCGAUCGAAUCGAAAUCGAGGUGGUAAAAAUGCGAACAAUCGUGGACGUGCUAGAAUCAAUCCAAAUCGUAACGUAACAAAAGAAGGUCUCGAUAAUGAACUCGAAAAAUACAUGUCUCACACCAAACUCGAAAACGAAGCAGUAGAUAUGAAUGCAGUCUAA